Lecanosticta acicola is the source of this 1803-nucleotide messenger RNA. The record is from the annotation of a GenBank genome assembly. Lineage: Eukaryota; Fungi; Ascomycota; Dothideomycetes; Mycosphaerellales; Mycosphaerellaceae.
AUGGCUGCGCAACCGGACAUCAGCUCAAUACUGGCAGCUCUUGGUAUGUCCAACACAAGCUCCUUCAAACAUCAAGACCUUGCCGGCAGCGCGACUAACACUGUCACAGCACAACAACAGCAACAGCCUCAGCCCAAUGGCACACCCCAGCAGUCUGCAACACCUCAGCACCCACCUCCUAACCAGCCCCCGCCAGGCUUUCCCCCAGGAGUUAUUCCCGGUGCGCCUCCGAGCGCGCCUCCGCAGACCUCGUACCUCCCUCAACCAUCCAAUACCGGUAGUGUUGACCUGAGCUCCAUUAAGCCGAUCAACAGCGGCUCUGUCAGCAUCGCGGACGCGAUCGCAAAAGCGCGCAACAUUGCCGGCGAGCGCGGCGUCCAAUCGUACGACCAUCGAGCUGCUUCCUCAACACCACGAGAAGAUCCUCGCUUGGCUGGUCGCGGCGGACAGCGCUCCCGCUCGCGAUCACGCUCGCCUCCACGGCGCGACAACUACGGCGGCAAUCCCUACCGCGAUGAGCGACGCGAAGACCCUCGAAGAGGCGCCUACCGUCGUUCUCCUUCGCCCGAGCGCAACUUUCGCGGCGCCAGAGAUCCUCCCAUGGGGAAUCGGGGUAGCGACGGCGAGACGGAGACAAUUCGCGUCAAGUCAUCGUUGGUUGGUCUAAUCAUUGGUCGCAACGGCGAGAAUCUGCGCAAAGUAGAGUCCGAGACUGGCGCGCGAGUACAAUUCAUUCAGACCAAGGACGCGCACACUGCCGAGCGACAAUGUACCAUCUCUGGCACGUUGCGCGCACGGGAGAACGCCAAGACUGCUAUAUUCACGAUCAUCGAGGAGAAUGGCGGCACACCCACACAGCCGGAGAAAGGUGGGUAUACUGCAGGCAUGGCUGGUAGAGCGAAGGUCAACCUUCCUGCGCUUCGCGAGGGCGAGGCCAGCACUCAGAUCAUGGUCCCAGAUAAGACCGUAGGUCUGAUCAUUGGCCGUGGCGGUGAGACUAUCAAGGACUUGCAGGAGCGGAGUGGUUGCCAUGUCAACAUCGUCGGAGAGAACAAGAGUGUCAAUGGUCUGCGUCCUGUUAAUCUGAUUGGAAGCGAGCGCGCCACAGCAUUGGCUAAAGAGCUCAUUCUCGAGAUCGUGGAGAGCGACAACCGUGGAGGCGGUACCCAGAGCGCUGCUCCACAAGGCCGUGACCGUGGCUACGACAACCCUAAUUUCAACACCCGCGGAGGCGGAGGUGGUGGCGCUGGUGGAAGCAGCGGUGGCCGAGACCAUAUCGAGAAAACCAUUCAAGUUCCGUCGGAGGCUGUCGGCAUGAUCAUAGGCAAGGGAGGAGAGACUAUCAAGGACAUGCAGCGCACCACAGGCUGCAAGAUCAACGUCAACCAGCCCAAACCGCCGGACCACCAUCGUAACAUCGACUUAGCAGGCACUGCUCGUAGUAUGCAGGAAGCCGAGCGGAUCAUCUGGGAGAAGGUUGAAACAGUGCGACAGCGUGACCAAGCAGCCGGGCGUAACCACGGCCAAGGACGUGAUCAAGGAGCAUCGCAGUACGAUGCAUACUCACAACAGCAGCAAGCGCCGCCUGCAGUGCCAGGCUACGGGCAAUUCAUGAAUGCUCCAGCGCCGCAGGUGCCGCCUCAGAUGCCAGCAUUCCAGAUGCCGGUGCAGCAGCAGGCCACACCCCAGCCCGGAGCGCAGCAGUCGAGUGAACAACAGCAGGCGCUCGCCCAGUGGUAUGCUCAAUGGUAUGCUUCUCAACAGCAACAGCAACAGCACCAAGGAGCGCCUGGAGCACAGUAA